UCCUCUGCUCUCGGGGCAUACUCACGUGCGCCGACUGAAAUAAAGUGAAAAGAGGACGUGUGUUUUGUUUUUUCUCUUAAGUGAACGAGAGCUGCUACAAUGAAGGUUCCAGAACCAGAACAAAUGAGUGACAUUCUGAAGCGGCUCACCGGGGAGUCCGCGCUGCCCCUCUACUGCAGCAUCGAGAAGUUCAAGCGAAGCAGAGACGGGCUGUACUAUGUGGCCGAGGACUUCAGCGAAACCGUGAAGAAGAGAGAGCUGGUCAACGCCAAGGAGCGCCUCAGGAUCAGGAACCUGAAUGCCAUGUUCUCCCGUUUGAAGCGCAUGGUUCCACUGAUGCGGCCUGACCGCAAGCCGAGCAAAGUGGACACACUCAAAGCUGCCACUGAAUACAUCCGCCUGCUGCUUGCUGUUUUGCGCGAUACUGAAAAUAAUGAUGGCAUGGGGACUGAUUUCCUAAAGAAUGCAAUCACUUACAGUCAGACUGAAGGCAUGGGCAGUGACUUAUGGAGAAUGGAUGAUCUGCUGAACAUAGACGACCACCUGGAAGAUGGCUUCACUUUGCCUCCAGAAGCGGCGCCAGAGGAUGGUGAAAUGCCCAGGCUGGUGUUGCAACACUGUGUGAUGCCUGCAUACCAGCUCAUCAUCCAAGUUGCUCCUGAUCAAGCGCCGAUGUCUCAGCCUUGAUGGGCACUUUGAUCAGAUUGGUUGAACCGGCAGUAAAACAUCUGACAGGAGCUGCUGUGAAGAAAUCAUUGAGAAGAAACCUUUUUUUCUUUGGUUUUAUUUAAUUUUUUUGUUCAAAUCUAAAUUUCAUUGUAAAUGUAACUUUUGUUUUCUGUUUGAGCCCACUGGAUGGAGAACAUUUACGUUGUAGUAAAGGUCAAAAAAUAAUGUUUUACUUCCUGGAUGAGCCAUUGCCUUCAUUGGUCUAAACUGAAUAAGUAAAGAUGAGAACAAGAAUUGCCACAGGAAUUGUAAAAUGAUCAAAACCUAAAUUACUGUGCAUGACAUACUGCAUUAUAUAACACUUAGACAGUCAUUUCAGUGGAAUAAUAUAUUUACAAAAAAAAAAUCUGAGUGCAAUGACUACAUUACAGUGAGGCUGGUUGUCAUUAAAACUGUGACGUAGUUGA
Poecilia latipinna (sailfin molly) is the source of this 1136-nucleotide messenger RNA. RefSeq names its product folliculogenesis specific bHLH transcription factor (gene figla). The coding region runs from base 100 to 687 and encodes 195 amino acids. Gene Ontology annotation, molecular function: DNA-binding transcription factor activity, RNA polymerase II-specific; protein dimerization activity; RNA polymerase II transcription regulatory region sequence-specific DNA binding. Lineage: Eukaryota; Metazoa; Chordata; Actinopteri; Cyprinodontiformes; Poeciliidae. Gene Ontology annotation, biological process: regulation of transcription by RNA polymerase II; developmental process. The transcript is spliced from 6 exons. The record is from RefSeq and is a predicted model, not a curated record.